Molecule: messenger RNA, 518 nt
Organism: Drosophila subobscura
Lineage: Eukaryota; Metazoa; Arthropoda; Insecta; Diptera; Drosophilidae
Exons: 1
Coding region: 99-503 (134 amino acids)
Source: RefSeq, a predicted model, not a curated record
UAUCCAGAGCUCAUCCAAACCACAUCAGCCCAGGGGAAGCUACAGAGAAAAUUUCCAGUUUCUUGCAAAAAAAAAAAAAGUAAAAAGAAGAAAUCGUCAUGGAAUCCAUUUGGAUGCUGAUCUGUGUACUGGUGGAUCUUCUGUUCCAAGUAUAUGCGGUCAACUGCUCCAUGAAAAGUAGGAGUAAGAGCACCGAGGUAUUACUCUACUGUGGAGCCAACGGGUGCUGUGCCAAGGGCUGCAUGAGGAACGCAAAGGGAAAGUGCGUCAUGGAGGAGUGCACCGGCAGCCUGACUGGAUGGCUGCGCCGGCCCGUGACCAUAUCCUGCUACUUCCACUGGUUCCUGAUCCUGUCCGCCGGCCUGUUCACCGCCAUAAUGGCAGUGCUCGUACUCUACUCGCUGGGGCUUAAGGUGCGAAAUUGCUGGCGCCAACGAUUCAGCACCCGUUACAGGCCCAUCAGGAACGUCAGUGGCGUCUCCAGCGCCUCCACUCCGUGCUAAGCACACAUGCGUGCC